Messenger RNA from Medicago truncatula (barrel medic), 1377 nucleotides. RefSeq lists its product as uncharacterized. The record is from RefSeq and is a predicted model, not a curated record. NCBI's taxonomy places the organism in Eukaryota, Viridiplantae, Streptophyta, Magnoliopsida, Fabales, Fabaceae. Bases 223 to 1167 code for a protein of 314 amino acids. The transcript has 5 exons.
GAGUCUAAUAAAAGCUUCUUCACAAAUGUGUAACACGGUUUCAAAGCAUAAAAAAAUGAUACCUGACUUCAACCCUUCAUUUGAGAGAUUCAUUUCAUUCUCACUCAUUUUAGAUCAUGAUUUUUAAAUACUACUAGUAUAUAUACUUGUGAUUGAAUAUAUAAUAUUAUUUACUUCUUAGCCUUUAAUUUCUCACCAUCACUUUAUACCUAGCUAGACUAGAUGGAACAUUAUGCUAUUCGCCUUCGUUGUUCACCCCUUCGUAGUCCUCCCUUGCAUCUUUCCUAUGGUUCCAAAAGAUAUGAAGAUGCAAGUGCUAGGGGAAGCAAAUUUCAUCUCAAAUUUAACCAUGCCACUCUUAAUUUCCCUCAAUUUUCCGCAAGCCACCAAUUUGCACGUUCAUUUGGGCAUGCAAAUUGCAUGAUUAACAACAGCUUCUCCGUGCCUAAUUCAAAGAAUAUUGAAGGAAGUGAGAACAAAAAUUUGAGAGGAAUGAGUGGAGUUUCUCUCGUUUUGGGUUGUAUUCUUGGAAUAAUCAACUUUAGUGGUAUGAUGAAUCCCAAAAUCAGUAUGGCUUUGCCUUUUGAUCCUACUAACAUAGGUAGAGGAGUGAAUACAUUUGAUUCACUGUGGAACACGAUUAAUGCUGAAGGAGUGGAGCUAAAUCCCAAGUUGGAUCCUAACGAGACUUUAGUUGAUAAAAAGAAGAUGCAUGCUCUUUAUCUAAGAAAUCGUGGGAAGAAACGUGAAGAAGUGGAAAUGGUGGAAAAGCUAAAAGACGAAUACACCAAAUCUAAGGAGGAUGAUCCAGCCAGAGAACCCUACUUGCGAAAGGCAGUGUUUGAACUUCUCUUGAUUCAGGGAAGAUUCGAUGAAGCAUGUAAGCUGCUUGACAGUGACAUUGAUACGCUGCUUGACGAUGAAAGUGAUAAAAACACGUACUCUAAGUUUUUUGGCGGCUCAACGAAAAGGGUAUAUAAUUACGAGGAAAAGAUUACCAAAUUGCUCAAUAGUUACAACAAUGAUGAGACACCAUUUCUUGAAAAACAAGCAAUAUCUGACAUUUUGCUCUACAAGGCCAUUGUACACACCAAGUUAAAAGAUAAGGAAGCACAUAAGGAAGCAGCUAAGUGGUGGGAAGCAUUUGCUAAAACACUAAACGAAUAGGCCCCUAUUUCCAACGGAGCAUCUAUAUGGUGUUAUUAUCAAGUUCAGCAGCAUAUUAUUCACCCCCUUUCCACUGAACACCUUCUCUAAAACUUGUUUAUGUUUUGUUUAAUGCUACUAUAUAUGCUAGCACUUAUUCUUAUGACCAAAUGGAAGAGUUUUAUUGAAUUUACGGCUCUUAUAAAUUACUCCGUCAAUCUCUUUUUUUAA